CUUACACCCCGCUUCCAGCUAAUCAUUCAAGGGGGUCUGCAGGAUCACCUGGUCGGACAUCUCGGCGUUGUUUGGCUGCCCCGGAAAAUCAGAUUGAUCCAAAAAAAAAAAAAUCCCAUUCUCCAUGACGCCAUUUAACAGAUAUUUCAAUUGAUCCCAUAAAUGGCAGAUAUAUCAUACCGUGAAUAUCCACACCUUCGAUUUUCAUUCUCUCACUUUUCCCCUUAUUCAUUCCCACCUUAAUCCUUUUCUCUUUUUGCUCAAAGACCUUCCUCUUCCUCUAUGCAGAUCACAUCUAGAAUCAUGCCUAUAAAAUCACCCUUUGAGGCAUCCAUUGCCAAACCCGGACAAGGCAAUGUUGUCCUUUCACUACUACCUCCUUCGAACCCUACCUUAACGACCCUUACCUACAAAUAUCCCCUCAAGCUCCUCACAAGAACACCCGGCUACGUACCUCAAUCCUCCGCUCUAUCAUGUCCAGUUUCCCGUCCAGUCCACCUCUACCUCCUCACCUAUGGCGGCGGCCUCCUACCAGGUGACCACAUCGAGGUCUCAAUCAAGCUCGAACAAUUCACAAGAAUGGUUGUAACAACACCACAAGGAACCACGAAGAUCUACAAAACAGAGCCCAGCAGAAGCGUCAAGGGCCGCCGUGCCCCGGGGCGAGUAUUAUCAGACAAGAGCCGGCAAACACUAGACGUGCGGAUCGAGAAAGGAGCUGCAAUGUGUUACCUCCCCGAUCCAGCCGUACCAUACAAGGACAGCCGGUACGAACAAGUCCAAACAUUCACAGUCGACAGCACAACAAAGGGCUCCCAACGGAGCAGCCUUUGCAUGUUAGACUGGGUGACAGAGGGACGCAAAUCCCGAGGCGAGAACUGGGACUUCCACCUCUGGAAAGGCAAGAAUGAAGUCUACAGCGUCGACGAAUCAGGCAAAAAGAAGCUUCUGCUCCGUGAUUCACUCAUCCUUGAUGAAGAGCUCGACGAAGGGUCAUUAGAAGAUGAGCAUGAGACACUGAACCGCACUGGUGUUAUCCGGGAGCGAACACGGCCUCACGGUAUUGUGGGCACGUUGAUUCUCUACGGACCCGUGUUUGAGCGCCUUGCAAAUUUCAUCAUGGAUCGGUUUACUUCACAGCCACGGAUUGGAGCUCGCAAUUGGUCAUCUUCCGCCCCUGCGGCUGUAGAAGCACCUCCAAAUUUCGACUCGAAGGUCACAUUCACCGCUGCUCGUGUACGAGCCGGUUUUGUCCUGGUCAAGUUUGGGGCUGAUCAUUUCGAAACAGCCAAGGAUUGGCUAGGCAACAUUCUUCGUGAAGAGGGAACCGUUAUUAACGAAUUUGGGGAAGAAGCUUUGUGCUGUUUGUAAUUUGAUUGUGCAUUUUUCUGUUUUACUUUGUUGUUCAGCUUACGGGCAAUAGUCCCGAUCCUUUGCAUGCAGGCUGACCGCCACAAAACAAAACAAGAGGACUGUGGAAGUCUAUCAGAUGAUACCCAAAACUAGAUCCUAUACGAUCUUAUCUUUCUACAUAUCACAUUUGAUGCCCCAAAUACAAA
Aspergillus caelatus is the source of this 1559-nucleotide messenger RNA. Its product is annotated as urease accessory protein UreD. The coding region runs from base 283 to 1371 and encodes 362 amino acids. NCBI's taxonomy places the organism in Eukaryota, Fungi, Ascomycota, Eurotiomycetes, Eurotiales, Aspergillaceae. Gene Ontology annotation, molecular function: nickel cation binding. The transcript has a single exon. The record is from RefSeq and is a predicted model, not a curated record.